Messenger RNA from Papaver somniferum (opium poppy), 3046 nucleotides. RefSeq names its product F-box protein At3g07870-like. The record is from RefSeq and is a predicted model, not a curated record. The transcript has 4 exons. The coding region runs from base 1650 to 2981 and encodes 443 amino acids. NCBI's taxonomy places the organism in Eukaryota, Viridiplantae, Streptophyta, Magnoliopsida, Ranunculales, Papaveraceae. Gene Ontology annotation, molecular function: protein binding.
CGGAGAUUAUUGCAUUUUUUUCGUUAGUCGGCAUUGACGUGGGCUGAACAAUCGCGCCAAAAAUCUGUUUUUCUUUUAAAACGAAAACUAAAUUCUCACUUAGUCCCGCCUAAAUUGGUAACUGCUCCCGCGUUAUUUCCCAUUAUAAGAACACACACUACUCACUACAGUUUAAGAGGAUAUAAACUUGGAGAUCCGAUCCAGUUGAAAGUUGGCACUUUCUUCUUCCACUAUCAGUAGGAGCAAGAGAAUACAGGAAGGAGAAAUAGACAGGUCUUAAAAUGAAGACAAUCCAGCACGUUUUGAGAUCAAAGGGUAAACGUAAAAUUCCAGCAAAGAUGGGUAUGUGUAUGUCCAUGGUGAACAGACUUCCCUCAGAAAUUUAUUAUAGAAAUACUCUCUCGCUUACCCACUGAUUCAGUCUUAGAGUGCAGACAAGUAUGCAAAACAUGGCGAAACCUAAUUCGGCAUCCUUCCUUUGCUCAUAUGCACCUACAUCAGAAUGGUAACAUCCUCCCAUUUCAUUCUUCUGCUACUGAUGCCAAGGUUGAUUUUGGUUUGAUUUUUGAAUUGCGUAUUCUCUCACCAAAGAUCGAAUACAUAUUGUACUAUGGAGAGUAUGACGACCAGCCUAAUAAGAAACUCAGAAGGAUCAACCAGCCUUCCAUUAAUUGUCUCUCAAUAGUUGGUUCACACAACGGGCUGAUUUGCUUUUCUGUUUCUGAUAGUGACUACGUUUCUUAUAUCCAUGAGCCUAUCUACAUUAGUAAUCCUAUAACCAGAGAAUACAUGAGAUUUCCAAGAAUAGAAGUUAAUGGUGUGAACAGGGUCCAUACUAUGGUGUGUGGUUUCGGUUACCUUCCUUCUACUGGUAAAUCCAAAAUUAUAAAAAUCUAUUAUAUCCAGAACCAACCCAUGGGAAUGGUCCAGAUAUACACUCUUGGAGGUGGCAGUUGCAGUGGCUGGAGAGACAUUAGAGAAAUCACUUACUCACUGCGACAUUAUAUUGAAUACCGCGUCAUCCUUGUCCAUUUGGUGCGUUUGCAAAUGGAGCUCUUCAUUGGCUUGACACUGAGCAAAAGAUUGUGUCCUUCGACUUUGCAGAAGAAAAGUUCUACUUGCUCCCGUCACCACCUUUUGUUAGUGCUCCUGGUGAUAAAAACAGAUUUGAUCUUAGGGUUCUGGGAGGAUGCUUGUGUUUUAUUCAUCGAAAGCAGGACAAAUCCUUAGACAUAUGGUUCUUAAGGAAGAAAGGGGAGAGUAGUACUUGCGACUUGAAUGAGCAAGAGUACGACUUGUUGACCUGGAACAUGGAAUUGAGUUUACCAAUUGAUGCAGCACCAAUUUCCAUUACGAAGAGUGGUCAAUUUCUAAUGUGGUACAAGUCUAAUAAUCUCUGCAGCACCAAUUUCCAUUACGACUUGUAGGAUAUUAACCCGCAAAAAUAGUCAAAAAAUCAAAUUUUAUUUCAAAUUUGUGGAGGCAAAUAACCCGCCACUAAACAAACCCCCCCGCCCAAAUUGAUAACUACUUUGAAAAAUCCCGCCCAAUUUCCUUCCUUUUAACUAGAGUUUCAAAGGAGAAGUCCAAGGAAUUGUUCCAGUUGAGGAAAGCAAAGUCCUGGCAAACACUGAGAAAUUCAUGAGCUUAUGGCGCCCGAAGCUUUUAAAGGAGCAGGUGAAUACGAGAAGGAGAAGAAGAUAAGUCGUAAAAUGAAGAAUAUUCAGCAUGUUUUGGGAUCAAAGGGUAAAUGUAGAAUUCCAGCAAAGAUAGAUAUGUCCAUGGUGAACAGACUCCCCUCAGAAAUUAUUAUAGACAUAAUAUCUCGGUUACCCACUGAUUCAAUCUUAGAGUGCAGACAAGUAUGCAAAACAUGGCGAAACUUAAUCCGCCAUCCAUCCUUGGCUCAUAUGCACCUACGUCGGAAUGGUAACAUCUACCCGUGUCAUUCUUCUGCUAUUGGUGCUAAGGUUGGUUUUGGUUUCCUUAAUGAAUUUCGUAUUCUGACACCGAAAAUCAAAUACAUGUUGUACUACGGAGAGUAUGAUGGCCAGCCUAAUACCAAACUCAGAAGGCUCAACCAGCCUUCCCAUGAUUGUCUCUCAAUAGCUGGUUCACGUAACGGUCUGGUCUGCUUUUCUGAUGGCGACUGCAUUUCUUAUAUCUAUGAACCUAUUUAUAUUAGUAAUCCAAUCACCAGAGAAUUCAUGAAUUUUCCAAGACUACAAGUUAGUGGUGAAAACAAGGUCGACACUAUGGUGUGUGGUUUCGGUUACCUUCCUUUUAUUGACAAGUAUAAAAUUAUAAAAAUCUAUUAUAUCCAGAACCAACCCAUGGGACGAGUCCAGGUAUAUACACUUGGUGGUGGCAGAUGCAGUGGCUGGAGAGACAUUGGGGAAAUCCCUUAUUCACUGCGACGUACAAUUGAAGAAGGUUUUCGAUGUCUUCGUUGCCCAUUUGGUGAAUUUGCAAACGGAGCACUUCAUUGGCUUGUCAAAGAGCAAAAGAUUGUGUCCUUCAAUUUGGCCGAGGAGAAUUUUUACUUGCUCCCAUCACCGCCUUUUGUCAGUGCUUCAAAUGUGAAAAACAAAUUUGACCUUAAGGUUUUGGGAGGAUGCUUGUGUUUUAUUCAUAAAAAAGGGGAUGCAUUCUUGGAAAUAUGGUUUUUAAAAAAGAAAGGGGAGAGCUGUAGUUACGACCUGAAUGAGCAAGAGUUCGACUUAUUGACCUGGGUCAUGGAGUUGAGCUUACCAGUUGAUGCGUGGCCUUUCGCCCUUACAAAGAGUGGUGAAUUCCUAAUGUGGUACUGCAAGUCUUCUGCUAUCUGCUCUUAUGAUCCUAAGACUGCAACUAUGAAAAAGCUCAUGUUAGAUGGUGAUUUCUGUUAUCCAGUUCCUCACAUGAAUAGCUUUGUUUCGCUCAAGGCUCUUGGAGAAAAGUGUCGAUGCAGAAAAAGAUACGCUGUUAAUCCAGCACCAUAGGAAUAUUUCAUAGAACAGCAGAGGAAGGCAAAUGGAGAAUUUGAUGUCAUUCAAUUUUAGGUGCA